Molecule: messenger RNA, 1262 nt
Organism: Clunio marinus
Lineage: Eukaryota; Metazoa; Arthropoda; Insecta; Diptera; Chironomidae
Source: the annotation of a GenBank genome assembly
AUGGAGAUUGAACAAAAUUUCAACAAUUUAAAGCAGUUGAAGCCAUUUCGUGGUUUCCCUAAACGACGUAAACCAUUCUAUCAAUGCGGCGAUGAUCAAACCGAAGAAUCAACAGGAUUUCUUGAUGGAAACAACAUCCAAAUUGGAUCUCCAGCACGCUCUUCACCACAUUCACAAGGCUCUGACAACGGUGAACGUUUUUCACGAAAAGUUUUUGUUGGCGGCUUGCCACCAGACAUUGAUGAAGAUGAAAUAACAUCGUCGUUUCGUCGCUAUGGCCCAUUAAUUGUUGAUUGGCCACAUAAAGCUGAGUCAAAGUCAUAUUUCCCACCGAAGGGUUAUGCUUUCCUGUUGUUCCAGGAUGAAAGUUCAGUUCAGAAUUUGAUUGAAAAUUGCAUCAUUGAAGAUGAUAAACUUUACAUCUGUGUCUCAUCUCCAACUAUCAAAAACAAACCAGUACAGAUUCGCCCAUGGCGUUUGUCUGAUGCUGAUUUUGUUUUGGAUGCUUCAAUGUCAUUGGAUCCACGCAAAACAGUCUUUGUUGGUGGCGUUCCUCGUCCUUUGAAAGCUUUGGAACUUGCUAUGAUCAUGGAUCGGUUAUAUGGUGGAGUUUGCUAUGCUGGCAUUGACACUGAUCCAGAAUUGAAGUAUCCAAAGGGUGCCGGACGUGUAGCAUUUUCAAACCAACAAAGUUACAUUGCAGCUAUUUCUGCACGAUUUGUUCAAUUACAACACGGUGACAUUGACAAACGUGUCGAAGUCAAGCCGUACGUUCUUGAUGAUCAAAUGUGUGACGAAUGUGGUGGACAACGUUGCAGUGGAAAGUUCGCUCCAUUCUUUUGUGCUAAUGUCACAUGUCUUCAAUAUUAUUGCGAACAUUGCUGGGCUCAAAUUCAUUCCCGCCCUGGUCGUGAAUAUCAUAAACCAUUGGUCAAAGAAGGUGCUGAUCGUCCACGUGCUGUUCCCUUUCGUUGGUGUUAAACACAUCAUGAAUCAGUUCAGCAUUUCAAAUAUUGAUUGAGGUGUAAGUUUGCAUAAUGAGAACAAGAAUUUUUAUCAUCUACAUCAAGUACUAAAAAACUAAAUGAAGAAAAAAAACAUCAACAAAUCUAGUUAAUUUUAAUCAUCCUUCGCGAAAAGGAUGAAAGAAAGAUAAAAUACUUUAUUUUUAAAUUUAAUUUAUAGAAAAUGCGUAAUAAAAGAUACACGAUGUGAAAAUAAAUCGAUCUCGCUUGAUCGUAAACAUAAAUAAUAAAAAGGCC